Molecule: messenger RNA, 538 nt
Organism: Solanum stenotomum
Lineage: Eukaryota; Viridiplantae; Streptophyta; Magnoliopsida; Solanales; Solanaceae
Product: receptor kinase-like protein Xa21
Exons: 2
Coding region: 5-538 (177 amino acids)
Biological process (GO): protein phosphorylation
Molecular function (GO): protein kinase activity; ATP binding
Source: RefSeq, a predicted model, not a curated record
UGCAAUGGACUAUCUCCACAAUGGCUAUUCAACGCCUGUGGUGCAUUGUGACUUGAAGCCAAGCAAUGUCUUGCUAGAUCAAGAAAUGGUUGCUCAUGUAAGUGAUUUUGGCAUUGCAAAAAUGUUAGGUGCAGGGGAGGUUUUUGUUCAGACAAGGACAAUUGCAACCAUUGGAUAUAUUGCUCCAGAGUAUGGACAAGAUGGAAUAGUAUCCACGAGUUGUGAUGUUUAUAGUUUUGGCAUCCUAAUGAUGGAGACGUUCACACGAACAAGACCAAGUGAUGAAAUAUUUACCGGAGACUAUAGCAUACAACGUUGGGUUAGUGAUUCAUUUCCGGGUGAAAUUCACAAGGUGGUGGAUUCUAAUUUGGUGCAGCCAGGAGAUGAACAAAUCGAUGCAAAGAUGCAUUGUUUGUUUUCUAUCAUGGAAUUAGCUUUGAACUGCACUACAAUGAGACCUGAUGCAAGAAUUAGCAUGAAAGAUGCUCUUUCAACACUCAAAAAGAUGAGGCUCCAGCUUGUCAGUAGUCGGCACUAG